AACACUACAAGUUUGUUACUCCGACUUUGCGAAUCAGACGUCACUCCUACAUCCCCCGAUUCACACAAAAAGUUAAAUCCAGCAACAAUGGACAAGAUCAAGGAGAAGCUUCACAUUGGCAGCAGCCGCCGCGCGUCUCAGCCUGACAACGACUUCAGCAAGCAUGGCACCACCGGAGGUGUAGGCACCAUUGCCGAGAACCGCGAAUCCAUCGACGAAGAGCUCGCCGCCAUGGACCCCAAAGACCGCGUCGCCUACCUCCAGGAGUACGACCACUCAGACAAGCACGACUCGCCAAAGAAGGGCGGUCUCCUCGAGAAGCUAAUUGCGCGCGGUAACAAGCGGACCGAGGAGCAACUGGAGCGCGAGCAGAGGGAGAGGGAGGAGGCUCACAGGAAGGCUACGCAGCAGUCUAUCGGCCCUGGUCAGGGCGCGUCGGCGCACUCGGCUGCCGGCCCGGUCGUGUAAAGGGAGACCUACAGGAAGGAAUGGAGAACGUGGCAUAAUAUGAGUAGAUCUCGGUCAUAUCAAACCGAUUUAUACGUCUUUAGCUGAGUCUCUCGCUUUGUUUGGUCUUUGGGAAUGGGGUUCUCAUUGCCGCUUUGAAAGAUGGAAAUUCUCAAUCACAGCACUGAACCUGUUCGUUGAUA
Messenger RNA from Dothidotthia symphoricarpi CBS 119687, 650 nucleotides. RefSeq lists its product as uncharacterized. The transcript has 2 exons. Lineage: Eukaryota; Fungi; Ascomycota; Dothideomycetes; Pleosporales; Dothidotthiaceae. The coding region runs from base 88 to 468 and encodes 126 amino acids. The record is from RefSeq and is a predicted model, not a curated record.